This is a messenger RNA of Lepidothrix coronata (blue-crowned manakin), 8278 nucleotides long. It is a transcript of the gene UBR3, whose product is annotated as ubiquitin protein ligase E3 component n-recognin 3 (putative). Bases 1 to 5511 code for a protein of 1836 amino acids. The record is from RefSeq and is a predicted model, not a curated record. Gene Ontology annotation, biological process: protein ubiquitination; ubiquitin-dependent protein catabolic process via the N-end rule pathway. Lineage: Eukaryota; Metazoa; Chordata; Aves; Passeriformes; Pipridae. Gene Ontology annotation, cellular component: ubiquitin ligase complex; cytoplasm. Gene Ontology annotation, molecular function: zinc ion binding; ubiquitin protein ligase activity. The transcript has 38 exons.
AUGGCGGGGGCCGGCGCCGGCAGCCGGGACAAGCGGGCGACGGCGGCGCGGCUGAAGGCGGCGCUGGGCGGCGAGGGGGGCGCGGCGGCGGCGGCGGAGCUGCGGGCGCUGCUGGAGCGGGUGCUGGCCCCGGCGGCGGGCCCGGGCGGCGGCGAGGCGGCGGGCGAGGCGCUGGAGUGGUGCCGCUGCCUACUGUCGGGCGGGGAGCCCUGGGACAGCUUCGUGCAAGCCGUGCGGGCCUACGACCCGGCCACGCUGUGCGGCCUGGUGUGGACCGCCAACUUCGUGGCCUACCGGUGCCGGACGUGCGGCAUCUCGCCCUGCAUGAGCCUGUGCGCCGAGUGCUUCCACCAGGGCGAGCACGCCGGGCACGACUACAACAUGUUCCGGAGCCAGGCGGGGGGCGCCUGCGACUGCGGCGACAGCAACGUCAUGCGGGAGGCCGGGUUUUGUAAAAGACACCGGAUUAAAUCAAAUUCAAAUGUUCCAUGUGUCCCAAAAGACUUGUUGAUGAUGUCAGAAUUAGUUCUUCCACAGUUCAUCUUUAGUCUUAUUCAGCACUUAAGAGAGGGAUAUAAUGAGCCUGCUCUUGAUCUGCCAUCAGAGAAAGACCUUCAUAAAAUCCUCCAGGUUUUGGAGCCUCAUGUUUCCUUUCUAGAAGACUUGACCAAAAUGGGAGGAGCAAUGAGAUCGGUUCUUACCCAGGUUUUGACUAGCCAACAGUUCUACAAAGAUCUUAGCUCUGGUGUUGGAGAGAAUGCAUGUACAAAGAAGAGUCACGAAAAGUACCUCAUUGCCUUGAAAGGCUCUGGACUGGCAUUUCCCGAGGAUAAAAUUGCAUGUGGUAUGCAGGAGCAAGGAGCUGGAACUAGUACAUUAGCUGUUCAAGGUUUAGCAGGUGCUACAGCAGCAUCAGGACAAGGGGAUUCUUCAGAUGAGGAGGACCAGGAUGGUAGCCAAGGUGUGGGAAAGCGCAAGAGGGUGAAACUAAGCAGCACCACCAAAGAUCAAUCUAUCAUGGAUGUUUUGAAGCAUAAAUGUUUUCUAGAAGAAUUAUUAUUUUGGACAAUAAAAUAUGAGUUUCCACAGAAGAUGGUGACUUUCUUACUCAACAUGCUACCAGAUCAAGAUUAUAAGAUUGCUUUUACAAAAACUUUUGUUCAGCAUUAUGCUUUUAUUAUGAAAACACUGAAGAAAAGCCAUGAAUCAGACACAAUGUCUAAUAGAAUUGUGCAUAUCAGUGUUCAGUUGUUCAGCAAUGAAGAACUAGCACGCCAAGUAACAGAAGAAUGCCAGCUGCUGGAUAUUAUGGUUACUGUUCUGUUGUACAUGAUGGAAAGUUGCCUUAUUAAAAGUGAAUUGCAAGAUGAAGAAAAUAGUUUACAUGUUGUGGUGAAUUGUGGGGAAGCACUACUGAAGAAUAAUACCUACUGGCCCCUGGUUAGUGAUUUUAUAAACAUACUUUCACACCAAAGUGUGGCAAAGAAAUUUUUGGAAGAUCAUGGUCUUUUGGUAACAUGGAUGAAUUUCGUAUCAUUUUUUCAAGGUAUGAAUUUAAAUAAACGAGAAUUAAAUGAGCACGUGGAGUUUGAAUCGCAGACAUACUAUGCUGCCUUUGCUGCUGAGCUGGAAGCCUGUGCCCAGCCAAUGUGGGGUCUUCUGUCACACUGCAAAGUUAGGGAAACACAGGAAUACACACGGAAUGUUGUCAGAUACUGCCUCGAAGCGCUUCAGGACUGGUUUGAUGCUAUCAACUUUGUAGAUGAGCCAGCUCCUAACCAAGUUACUUUCCAUUUGCCGUUGCACCGUUACUUUGCCAUGUUUUUAAGUAAGGCUGUCAAAUGCCAAGAACUAGAUCUGGAUACUAUCUUGCCAGAUCAGGAGAUGCUGAUGAAACUAAUGAUUCACCCGCUUCAGAUUCAGGCAAGUCUUUCUGAAAUUCACAGCAACAUGUGGGUUAGGAAUGGUCUCCAAAUUAAAGGACAGGCCAUGACUUACGUGCAGUCCCAUUUCUGCAAUUCCAUGAUUGAUCCUGAUAUUUACUUGCUGCAAGUCUGUGCCUCUAGACUGGACCCAGAUUAUUUUAUUUCAUCUGUUUUCGAAAGAUUUAAGGUGGUAGAUCUAUUAACGAUGGCAUCACAGCAUCAAAAUACAGUUCUUGACUCAGAGCAUGAAAGGUCCAUGCUGGAAGGAGCCUUAACAUUUUUGGUCCUUCUGUUAAGUCUUCGUUUACAUUUAGGAAUGACAGAUGAUGAGAUCCUCAGGGCGGAGAUGGUAGCCCAACUCUGUAUGAAUGACAGGACACACAGUUCAUUAUUGGAUCUCAUUCCAGAAAACCCCAAUCCCAAAAGUGGUAUUAUUCCAGGAAGUUUAAGCUUUGAAUCAGUCCUGUCAGCUGUUGCUGACUUUAAAGCUCCUGUUUUUGAACCUGGAGGUUCCAUGCAACAAGGAAUGUAUACACCUAAAGCUGAAGUUUGGGAUAAGGAGUUUGACCCUGUCAUGGUAAUACUUCGAACAGUUUACCGUAGAGAUGUGCAGUCUGCAAUGGACAGAUAUACAGCAUUUUUAAAGCAAAGUGGUAAAUUCCCUGGAAACCCAUGGCCUCCGUACAAGAAGAGAACACCACUACACCCAAGUUACAAAGGUCUCAUAAAGCUUUUGCACUGUAAAACCCUGCACAUCGUGCUCUUCACACUUCUUUACAAGAUAUUAAUGGAUCAUCAGAAUUUAUCAGAGCAUGUGCUUUGCAUGGUUUUGUAUUUGAUUGAGCUGGGGUUGGAAAAUUCUCCAGAACAAGAAUCAGAUGAAGAGUACAUUUUGGGAGGGGAGAGGAGUCUUUUUAAGUUUUGUGCUUUUCCUCCUAGCUUAAAAUAUUUUGUAAGGUUUUGUGAAUGUAUGUUGUUUAUUGUAUUUUUGCAAAUUAAUCGUUAUGAUUUUUUUCCCAAGAAUUCGGGGACAGCUCAAGUGUUCAGUUUGGUCGCAGAACGUAGGAAGAAAUUUCAGGAGAUCAUCAAUCGGAACACCAGUGAGGCAAAUCAGGUGGUUCGGCCCAAAACAUCCAUGAAAUGGUCAGCUCCUGGUGCAACUCCACAGCUCACCACAGCCAUUCUAGAAGUCAAGGAAAGCAUACUGUCCUUGCUGAUUAAAUUGCAUCACAAACUCUCAGGAAAACAAAACUCUUACUAUCCUCCGUGGUUGGAUGAUGUGGAUGUUUUAAUCCACCCAGAAAUUCCAAGAUACUCUCACGGUGAUGGAAUGACGGCAGUAGAAAGAAUUUUAUUGAAAGCUGCUGUACAGAGCAGAUUGAAUAAACGUAUAAUCGAAGAGAUAUGCAGGAAGGUGACACCUCCUGUCCCACCAAAAAAGAUUAGUUCUGCGGAGAAGAAAACUUUGGAUAAAGAAGAAAGACGACAGAAGGCUAGAGAAAGGCAGCAGAAACUGUUAGCUGAAUUUGCGUCAAGGCAGAAAAGCUUCAUGGAAACUGCCAUGGAUGUUGAAUCUCCAGAUGUCGAUAUCGCCAUGGAGGUAGCUACGUCCGAACAGCACGUUUCUGAGGCAAUAUAUGAUUGUGUUAUUUGUGGACAAAGCGGGCCUUCUACUGAAGACAGACCUGCAGGACUAGUUGUACUAUUACAAGCAUCCUCAGUGUUGGGGCAGUGCCGCAAUAGCACUGAACCAAAGAGACUGCCAACUACCGAGGAGGAGCAAAUAUAUCCCUGGGAUACCUGUGCAGCGCUGCAUGACGUGAGGCUUUCAACUUUACAGAGAUACUUCAAAGAUAGUUCCUGUCUGCAAGCAGUGUCAAUAGGCUGGGAAGGAGGUGUUUAUGUACAAACAUGUGGUCACACUUUACACAUAGAUUGUCACAAAUCUUACAUGGAAUCUUUACGGAAUGACCAAGUCCUCCAGGGUUUUUCAGUGGACAAAGGAGAAUUUACCUGUCCCCUCUGUAGGCAGUUUGCUAACAGUGUUCUUCCUUGUUAUCCUGGAAACAACGUGGAGAGAAGCGUUUGGCAAAGUCAUAGUAACAAGUGUAUGCAAGACCUUGUACAAGAGGUGGAAGAUCUUCAAGAACAGCUGGGAACUUUCCCAUCUGAAACCAAUCUCAGUAAAGAAAUGGAAUCUGUAAUGAAAGAUAUAAAAAGUACCACACAGAAGAAGUAUACAGAUUAUAGUAAGAGUCCUGGAUCACCUGACAACGAUUUCCUGUUCAUGUAUUCUGUAGCCAGAACAAACUUGGAACUUGAACUGGUCCAUCGAGGAGGAAAUUUGUGUUCAGGAGGUGCAAGCACAGCUGGGAAAAGAUCAUGUUUAAAUCAGCUGUUCCACGUAUUGGCCAUGCACAUGCGCCUCUACAGUAUAGACUCUGCAUACAAUCCCUGGAGAAAACUAACCCAGCCGAUGCAGGAUAAAAAUUCAGAGCUGGUAAGUGAAGAGCUGCCAGAAGUUCCUGUGCUUUACAGAGAUGUCUCGUCCCUUUUGCUUAUCCAGAUUUUAACCAUGCCUCAACCAUUGCACAAAGAACACUUCACCUGCAUUAUAAAAGUGCUGUUCACUUUAUUGUAUACUCAAGCCUUGGCAGCAAUUUCUGUUAAAUGUGGUGCUGAAGAUAGGCUGGCAUGGAAAGAGGCAGGAGCUCUGAAAAAGAAUACAUCCAGUGGAGAAAAAUCUUGGGAAGUAUUGCUGGGUCAUGUGAUUAGUGAGCUGUCUAAGGGGAAGAUAUAUGAAGAAGGAGACACUGAAGAAUUAGCAGUGGUAAAUCCGGAUUCUGUAGAGCGUGAUCUGCAGCAGUUCUGCCUGCCUUUCCUCAGGAUCACAAGCCUUCUUCAACACCAUCUUUUUGGAGUGGACUUGCCUAGUUGUCAGGAAGAGGAAGAAUUCACAGUUCUUGCAAGCUGCCUGGGUCUGUUACCAUCUUUUCAGUCAGCUCACCAGUUCACCAGUGCCUCUUGUCUCGAUUGGCCAGUGCCAGCAUUUGACAUGAUAUCACAGUGGUGCUCAGAAUUGGCUUCAUUUGCUGAUAGACAUCCAGAUCAAGUAAAGGCUUUGCUUAUUCAGGAGCCUAAAUGGGACUUGCCACGCCUCCUUCAGUUGCCUGAGAAUUAUAAUACUAUUUUUCAGUAUUAUCACAGAAAGACUUGUUCUGUUUGUACCAAGGUUCCUAAAGAUCCUGCUGUUUGUCUAGUUUGUGGUACUUUUGUAUGCUUGAAAGGACUGUGUUGCAAACAACAGAGUUACUGUGAAUGUGUACUGCAUUCUCAAAACUGUGGAGCUGGGACAGGAAUAUUUCUUUUGAUUAACGCGUCUGUUAUCAUCAUCAUAAGAGGCCAUCGUUUUUGCCUUUGGGGUUCUGUUUAUCUAGAUGCACAUGGUGAAGAAGACAGAGAUCUUAGGCGUGGUAAACCCCUCUACAUAUGCAAGGAAAGAUACAAAGUGCUUGAGCAGCAGUGGGUGUCUCAUACUUUUGAUCAUAUCAAUAAAAGAUGGGGGCCACAUUAUAAUGGCUUGUAAAUCAUCAUCAUCAUCAUCUACACACCAUAUCACUGCUGUUGCCAUGAAUGAAUGCAUCGUGACUGACAAUAGCUUUAACCGAAUGGGAGUUUGGCUCUUUGGCGCGGGGUGAAGUGGGGUAUGGGCAUAAAAGGGAAAUGGAACUUUGUCAACAUGUGAAAUCUUUGCAGAACGAGCUGUUGUUGCUACUAAAGAAUGAUAUAAUAAUUGAAAUUAAAUCCUCAAAAUGGUGUGAGCAAUCUGAUUGCACUCAGUAGUCCAUUUUGCUUGUGUUUUUUUUAAAGCCCGUUAUUGUUAAGAAGCACAAAUUUUACUUAGAGUUAUUUAGAGGCUCCAGGGGUAGCUGUCAGGUUUUUAUUUUUCUCUGCAUGGAGUUGAGUUUUUAGCAAUUUUUGCUGAAACUGUGUAUAUGUCUACUACAUUUACUAAAUAUGUUGGAUAAAAUUUCUUCGCCUUUUUUGUGUUGGCUUCAGGUUUUUGCUUGAUACGCAUUUGUAAUUAGACAGGUCUGUAAAACGAUUGUGAGACUGCAUGGUAACAAUUGGUAUGAAAGCUGAAUUUUAAAGAGAAUUUCACUUCUAAGAGGUCUAUUGAAAUAUUUCAGGCAUUACUGAAAAUGUAUGCAUUCUCAGGAAAUUCAUAAUUUUUUUUCUCCAUGAAUAAAUGAAAUAGCUGUACAUUAGGUUUCUUAUUGCUCUUAAUCUAAUCCAGAACACACAUUCUGUCUUCUCUUUUUUUUUUUCAGAAAGGAGAUUUUUUUUCAUAUAAAUUGAAUAAACUUUUAGUGAUAACAUACAGAAACAUAACAUACAGAAAUUGCUGUAUAUAGAGAAUUUGUAUGGUGCCCAACAUAGCAGAUCCCAGUUAUAAGCAUAACGACCAUAAGCCUCCUGUCAUUCCAAACCAGAUGUAUGUUUCAGAAUGAUUGGAUUGGGAACGUGCAGGCUAUUCUGAAAGUGAAUCAUAAUUUUGUACCUUUGCUGUCAUUUCAGGAGGUUCCUCUAUAUUGUAUUUGUUGAAAGUAAUCACUGUUCUUUCUGCUUGGUUUCCUAAAAAAGGAAAAAUAAAUAAAGAGAAAAAUCAACAGAGGUAGUAGCCUGGAUGAACAACCAAUGCAUGUGCAGCCUCACUGGAUGAAUGCCAAAAGAGUUUAUGCUUAGAGGACUAAGAAAUUCAUGAGAACAGGCAUGACUGGGCUAAACCCCACAGUGUAAGUAGGUAGGAAAGGCUGUAGUUAAAAUACUGGUAUGUAAUAUAUUGCUACUAAUGUUUUUCACAAGUGUUGGACAUUCAUUGGCUAUUUCAUACAGUACUACCAAGCAGUUCCUGGUAGUUUUGACUUUCAUAGCUUGAGUGUAAAAUAAAAUUUAUAUGUGUAAAAUAAAAACAUCUUAUGAUAAAACCACAAAGAAAAGAGUUCCCCAGUGGAAGUCAUUAUCUAGUGAAAAGUGUAUAGGGGAAAUAAGAUUACUGUAUAGCAAUCAAGAACGGACUGAAGGAAAAGUAAGUAAAUACAAUGAGUUUUUCUGAAUACCUGCAAUUCGAAAACCCUACAAUAAAGGAUGCUGGUUUUUAUACAUACAUAUAAAUAUAUAUAUAUUUCAAAAGUAUUACAGUACUUCCUGUAAGAUUAGAAUUACUCUGUUUCACCGACUAAAUGGCUGUCUUUUCCAAAAUAGUACUUUUUUGAUACUGUAUUAUAAGUUCUGCCUGUGAUAUUUUUGCAUUGCUCAUUAUGAAUAUCAGGCCAUUUUGUAAAUGUGGUUAAAGAGCAAAAAGAUUCUUUACAUUGCCAGCAUAACAUUAUUACAGGGCUCCUGAACUUGAGUACAUCUGUAGUUUGAAGCUCCAAUGCUAUAUAUACAAGAGAUAAUGUGUCCGAAAUUUGAUUACUGUGUUUUAUUUAAAAUGGAAUGUUCUCUGGUUGUGCAUAUGGAUGUGAAGUAAAACUAUUAGCCUUAACUUUAACAUCUGGGUAUUUCAUAGUGUUUAUUAUAGUACUGGUGAAUUAGUCACCAGUCGAUUUAAAAACAACAACAACAACAAAAAAUUACUUGGUUGAAAAAUUGUACUUGAAUAUCCUUGCAUGCUGCUAAACAAGAAUUUUUAUUUCCCCCAUAACUUUUUUAAUCCUACUUUGUUAAGCUAAUCUUGAAAAAUAACAGGUCCAAACUAGAGUGGUGUGUGCGUGUUUUACUCAAAUAUUCUGGUGUGAUAUCCUGUAUGAAUGAUCAUUUAAGUACAGUACAUUACUGUAGAAUCUAAAUCAACCCUGAUAACACAUCAGAAGAUUAUAAAACUAGGAAUACAGUAAUCGGCAUUGUAAGAUAUGUUAAUAAAAGUCUACUGUCAAUCUGUGUGUUCAUGAAUUUUUUUUCUCUCUACCUCAGUCAUCCAAAACAACAUUGAAUUCCACCCAAUAGCCAGGCAAUUAUUUAAAUAUCGAAAGCUUAUGCAUGCAAAAUACUUUGCAUAGAGAGUAAACCUGGUAUGUGUUUUAAUUUGUUACUUACGCACAGUCAUGUAUUUUGUAUUAGUAAUUUGGAUUAUUUUACUCAUAGGUAUAGCACUUAAAGUUGUGCUUAAUUUUAUGCCAGCUAUUACAGCAUUGCUGCUGCAAAAUGCUGAAGUUAAAAUGUUGAGUUGAGAAACUGUACUUCUGGGAUAACUGUGCUUGAUCUUUUCUGUCAGAAUUUCUGGAAUAACUAUUUCUUUGAUGAAUGUACAUAUUUAUGUAUUAAAUUUUUCCUUUUCUUUUGACCUUUGA